AGAUUAAUAGGUUAAACAGACAUUUUGUUCUAUUUAUCGAUCUAGUUAUCUCUCUGUCUGUCUAGCUGUUACCUAGUCAUUAAAAAGGCUGAUUAAUGUUAACAUGAAUAACUGUUUAUAGUAUGACUGUCUUUUUAAUUAUUACUAUAUAAUAUGGAUAAUAUUUAGCUACAGUCGUGUUUCAGGCAAUGAUUGUGUAUAUUUUCAAUAAAAUAAUACAGUAUAUGUCUAAGAUGGGGUUUAUUUGCUAUGGCAAACAGCAUAUAGAAUUAUUGUUAAUAUGUGAAUAAUACAUUUUGAUCUAUCUAUCUAUCUAUCUAUCUAUCUAUCUAUCUAUCUAUCUAUCUAUCUAUGCUGUUACUUAGUCAUUACAAAUGCUGAUUGAUGUUAAAAUAAAUAACGUUUAUAUGACAGUGUGACUAUAUUUUGAUUAUUACUAUAUGAUAUACAUUGUGUUUUGCUGUGCACAGGAGAUAAUGAAGAAGACAACCAACUUCUUUCCCGGGAAGACUGUGGUGUCUUUCAGGAAGGGUCCAUCAGGCCAUUUGCGGCAGGAUCCCUCUGACGAGGCCAUGCGGAUCAAAAAGAACCCUUCUCUUCAGGACAAGUCUCCCCCUCAGAGACAUGACCUUGUGAAGACCAAUGCUGUCACUGCGGUCUUUCAGCGGGGAGGGGAUGUGUCCGACCGACUGGAGGUGAUGGGGGCGUAUGUGCUGCAGUUUGGCAAGUACAAGGGUAAAUUGUUUAGGUGGCUCCUGGAAAACGAUGUUGGCUACACCAUCUACCUGAUGAAAAAGGUGGAAGAGGAGGAGAGAGAUGGGACCUUCAACCCUCAAGGACACAGCAAGGACAGCCUGCUGUCAUUUCUGGACUAUGCCAGGAGCUUCCAGGAAAUUAGGGACCUGAGGGAGUAUCUAGCUUCCAGGCUGCCUGCACCACCAGUGGCAUCAGAGGGUGACAAUACUGUCGGCUUUGGAGCCAGGGCAAAGGACACCUGGAGGCAGAUCUGGGAGAGCAGGGCAGAUGGAUAUGCUGCCUUCAUCGUAGGAGUAAAGUGCAUCAAAAACAGCAAGAUGUACAACCUGCAGCAGUACAUCCUCAAGCAGCAGAGGGCUGAGUCUGGGGAGUCCUGCCCACCACCUGCAGGAGUCUCCACUACAUCAGCUGCCCCUACACCGCCUACAUCUAGCACUCUAGCGAUGGAGGAAGACGAGGAGUUGGAGAGGGGGAUGCUGAAUCUGUCUCCCUGUAAAUUUGCCACUGCCACAAGUAGGGCCAGCAGCAGCAGCAGUCUCCAGAGCCCCGGCUGUGUCUCCACCAACAGGUUUUUUUUUCUCAGGCUGUCAUUCAAGGAUUUGGCAUUUUUUUUGCCAUGCCACAUCUUUGAAUGACAGGCAGUGUGCUUACUAUAUAUUGAUAUUGUUUCUGUGCUUUACCUGUUUUCUUAAAAGCAUUGUGUUUUGUCAUUACAAAUAAAUAGAGAUUCAUAAUUUAAGGGAAUAUGGUGUUUUCAGUCUGUACUCAGUUUGUUAGAGAGACGACAGGUAAAGACACAUUGUGAAGCAUAAACAAACUUGACUGUGUGAGGAAAAUGACUCUGAAUUGUUUUACAGCACACAGGACGGAGCCAACAGCUACAGUUUCCAGACCUGCCGAGCCUGAUGACUCCUCUGGGAUUGUUGCUUCUGUGAAAG
This is a messenger RNA of Sander lucioperca (pikeperch), 1694 nucleotides long. RefSeq lists its product as uncharacterized. The transcript has 4 exons. The coding region runs from base 441 to 1391 and encodes 316 amino acids. NCBI's taxonomy places the organism in Eukaryota, Metazoa, Chordata, Actinopteri, Perciformes, Percidae. The record is from RefSeq and is a predicted model, not a curated record.